This is a messenger RNA of Suricata suricatta (meerkat), 2144 nucleotides long. It is a transcript of the gene TSEN15, whose product is annotated as tRNA splicing endonuclease subunit 15. Bases 1 to 768 code for a protein of 255 amino acids. NCBI's taxonomy places the organism in Eukaryota, Metazoa, Chordata, Mammalia, Carnivora, Herpestidae. The record is from RefSeq and is a predicted model, not a curated record. Gene Ontology annotation, biological process: tRNA splicing, via endonucleolytic cleavage and ligation. Gene Ontology annotation, molecular function: nucleic acid binding. The transcript is spliced from 7 exons.
AUGAAGCUGGGAAAAAGGCAGCCUCGCGAGGUGGAAGGGGGCGCAGCUAGCCCUCUUGCGGGGUUGCCCCAAGUCCUUGACCGGAAAAGGGACGAGGCCACCGCGAUCCACAGCCCCGCGGCCCAGGGCCGAGACCUCACUGACUUCUACACUUUAAACUUCCAAGACAGGGCAAUGAAUGAGGCUUCUCCUUUUCUCCGAGAAGAAGACCUGGAAGCUAAUGCUGAAGGCAAAGAGACCUUAAGUGUUUCCCCACUUUCUCAACGAGCUGCAAAUAGUACUGCUCCCACGCCGGGCUGCAGCGGCCCGGCCCCGGGCGGCGUCCGCGGCAGCGGCGGCGCCCACUCGUGGGCCCCGGAGGACGCCUGGAUGGGCACCCACCCUAAGUAUUUAGAAAUGAUGGAAUUAGAUAUAGGAGAUGCCAGCCAAGUUUACAUAGCAUUCUUGGUUUACCUGGACCUCAUGGAGAGUAAAAGUUGGCAUGAAGUCAAUUGUGUGGGCUUACCAGAUCUGCAGCUCAUCUGCCUUGUUGGGACCGAGGUAGAAGGAGAAGGGGUACAGACUGUGCUGCCUACACCCAUCAGUGCGUCCCUCAGCCAUAACAGGAUAAGGGAGAUCUUGAAGGCAUCUCGAAAAUUGCAAGGUGAUCCAGAUUUGCCAAUGUCUUUUACUUUGGCCAUAGUGGAGUCCGAUUCCACAAUAGUCUAUUAUAAACUUACUGAUGGAUUUAUGCUGCCAGACCCUCAGAAUAUUUCCCUUAGAAGAUGACACCUGUACUUCAUGAUGCUUACUUUGGGAUUGGACUUGUGAUCCAUCAGCCUGGUUCGUCCUUUAUCUCAGAGAUAGUUAGGGCUGACUUAGGUGGCCCCAUUCCAUACGUUUUUCUUUUUGAGGAAUAAAGCUUUCCCAGAUAGAAGAAUUUUGUUGUUGUUGUUGUUCCUAAGUAUAGGGUAGUUGCUCUAGAACUUUCUUAUCUGGAGACAGUUUAAUUAUAGUUAUAUACAAAUGUAUGCUUAGGAUGUGUUCAGAGGGGUAGAACACAUGUGCUUCUUCAGUCCCCCCACUCAUAGCUGCCUCACAGUUCAUUGCUGCCCCUGCUUGCACCUUGUUGAGACUGUCACCUUUUUCUUAUUCAAUCUACUUAGUGCCUUUUGGCCACUACAGCUAGCCUGGAAUGGCCUUUCAUGGACACCUUGACACCUGGAGAGUCUGCUCAGUGUACUUUUAAAUCCCCAAUAGAAAGUAGAAGUUUUCUUUCAGUUGGGUUUUGUGUGGCAGUUACUGUUGACUUUAAAUCAAAAGUAAAAAUAUGCUCAUUCCGACUGUAAAGUUACAUACAUGUCUAGAUUAAUAAGGGCCAGAGAAACGCCACCUUUGGGAGUGUGGGGCCUUGCUUCCCGUUCUUAUUACCACCACCCUUAUUGCAUCAUGGCUAGGACAUUAGAGAGAGAGUGAGGAACAGUGUUAGCCUUAAAAACAUCUUUGUUAAGUAGGCUUAGUUAUUCCACUUUUGUUAAUACCUCCCAAUUAUGUUGCCUAGAGUAUAAAAAAUUAUAUGCACAAAGAUAUUCCAAAUGGUAUUAGUUGUAAUAGCCCAAAUUGUAGACCACUUAAAAAUUUAAGGCAGGAGUCAGCAGACUUUUUGUAAAUGGCUAGAAGGGAAAUAUUUUAGGCUUUGCAAACCAUAUAGUCUCUCUUAAAACUUCUCAAAUAUGCUGUUUAUAGUACAAAAAUAACCGUAGCCAAUAUGUAAAUAAGUGGGCAUGGCUGUGUUCUAAUAAAACUUUAUUUACAAAUGCAGAGCCAUAGUUUGCCAACCCCUGGUAGAGGGGAAAUAGUCAAUAAACAGAUACAAAUGGCCAAUAUAUUCAAUAAAUGGUACAUUAUGUAGUUGUUAAAAAUUAGUAAUGAAUAUAAUAAAAAUAUGAGAAAAUAAAUAAUUAAAAAAGCAAAUAUGAAAGUGUAUGAAUGGGUAGGAUCAUGGAUAUAAAUAACACACCAAGCAUCCAAUAAAAGGGUGACAAAUUACUAACUGUACUUAUGAUAGGGUGGCAGUGAUAAAUGGAUGAUUCUGUCUUCCGUUUUUCUUUACUUGUAUCACUUUUAUAAUAACAGUGUUUUAAAAUAAAGUAUCUUGAGAUCUA